AUGGGAAGAAAAAGAAUUCUUACAGUAAUUUAUUGUUUCAUAUCUUUUUUCCCACCAAAGAAAUCCUUUUUAUCUGUAUUUCAUUGUAUUGGAAUCGUUUUAUUUAGUUAUCUAAUAGUUCAUCAAGUAUAUCAAACAUCUUCUACUUACGUAAGAAGUAUUCAUCAAUCAUCAGACAUAGCAUUCACUGACAAAGAUCAUAAUACUUGUGUGGAUGAUAGUAAAUUAUCACUUCGAAUUCUUUCAAGUGUAAUUUUUCGUAGUGACACAAUAAAUUAUCUUGGUUUUGUACUUCGAUCUCAUUCAUUAUUUUAUUGUUCAGUUCCAAAAGUAGCUACACGAACUUUUCUUACAUUUGUUACUUAUCUUCAUAUACGUGAUGAUUUAAUACCUUUACUCACAAAUAAAUCAACACUGAGUAAUUGGAAUUCUCAGAGAAAAGCAAACCCUUUCGAUUUUAAUAAUAUCAACCAAAUCCUGUCGUCUCCAAUGAAGAAUGACUCUCAGCCAUCCCUGCUCAAUUCAAUUUCAAUUCUUAAAUCGUUUUUAUCACUCCUCGUGGAUUUCAAUAAAAAAAAUGUCACCGAUUUUGAUGUCUGGUCAAUAUAUCAACGGAAAAGUUUUCCUCUUAUUCGCCCUCAAACUUUAGCCAAUGUAUCGCUAAUUUUUUCAUCGAAUUUUACUCGUGUUAUUUUUGUCCGUCAUCCGUUAGAGCGUUUAGCAUCAGCUUAUGUCGAUAAAAUAGCUUCGCUGACGAAUGAGCCAUUUUUAUUGUAUGAUUCAAUACGUCGAGCAAUUUGUCGAAAAUACUCUUCAUUUUAUCUGACAGAUGCUCAACGUAAGUUUUAUCGUAUUCAUAGACGAAUACCGAAAAAAAUCGAAGAACCAUGCCAUAACGUAGUUCCUAAAUUUGAGCAUUUUAUUGCUUAUAUUAUGUCUAAUUCAAUCAUAAAAGAUGUUCAUUGGUAUCCUUAUUCAAAACUAUGUUAUACAUGUUUAUUUAAAUAUAAUUUUAUCGGAAAAUAUGAAACAAUUGAAGAAGAUCUUGGAAGAUUAUUAACGUAUCUUGGAUUAGAGCAAAGGAUUGGAAUAAUGUCAACUACUUUAGGACUGGAAAAACAAGAGAGCAUUAUAAAUCAAUGUAUUCAAAUUUAA
Rotaria socialis is the source of this 1155-nucleotide messenger RNA. The record is from the annotation of a GenBank genome assembly. Lineage: Eukaryota; Metazoa; Rotifera; Eurotatoria; Philodinida; Philodinidae.